This is a messenger RNA of Balearica regulorum gibbericeps (East African grey crowned-crane), 1518 nucleotides long. The record is from RefSeq and is a predicted model, not a curated record. NCBI's taxonomy places the organism in Eukaryota, Metazoa, Chordata, Aves, Gruiformes, Gruidae.
AUGCCACACAAGAUCGGGUUUAUAGUUGUUAGUUCAUCGGGACACGAAGAUGGCUUCAGCGCGAAAGAGCUGAUGGUGCAUGCACCGACAGUGAACGGCUGGCGAUCGCCCAGACUCUGUCAGUAUCCCCAGGAAAUUGUUCUGCAGUUGGUGGAGAGAUGUCGAAUACGAAAGCUGCAGUUGCUUGCUCACCAGUACAUGAUUUCAAGCAAAAUUGAGUUCUACAUCAGCGAAAGCUUGCCUGAAUACUUUGCUCCUUAUCAAUCAGAGAGGUUUCACCGACUAGGUUACGUCCCUCUCUCGGACAAUGAAAAGACGGAUUUCAAAGCGCGAGAGUUAAAAUCUGUGUAUAUGGAUGCAGUUGGCCAGUACCUGAAGCUGAUUUUCCAUAAAAAUUAUGUCAAUAAAUAUAACUUAUACAGUCAGGUUGCCCUAGUAGCUAUAAACAUUAUUGGAGACCCAGCAGACUACAGUAAUGACAGCAAUAACACUCCUUCAAGAGAGAAGCUGAUAGACCACUACUUAGGAAUUAAAUCAGAUGAUCCUGCCUUAGAUGGAACUUACCUUGGGAAACCUGACUCCAUUUCACCUCUGGAUGAUUUGGCUUUUGACAUGUACCAGGAUCCAGAAGUUGCUCAGAUAAUACGUAGGCUGGAUGAGAUGAAGCGUGAAGCUGUCCGUCAUGAACGCUAUGAUUACGCCAAGAAACUCAAACAAGCUAUUGCAGACUUGCAAAAGGUAGGAGAGCGGCUUGGACGGUAUGAGGUGGAGAAGCGCUAUGCUGUAGAGAGAGAGGAUUAUGAUCUUGCUAAGAAGAAGAAACAGCAAAUGGAAGCGUACCGCCUGAAGGUGUAUCAGCAGCUGGAGCUCCACGACCUUCUGGAUGCAGAGCUGAUGAUUCGAAAACCACCUGAAUUGCCUGUGGAGUCUCUGAUUUAUACUGACAAUCCUCAGCGCACAAAAGCUGCAAAUUCACCUCCUUGUGAGCACAGAGAACAGCAAAAAAGAGAGCCGUGGAGACCACAGCCUUCACUGGAAGAGAAGUCCGCAGAUCUCACUUGUGCCGAGCCUAUUGUUCCCCAUCGAUCCCCUCCUCCUCCCGUGACUCAUCCCACAACCUCCGGGGAAGUGUUUCUCAGAGGAAACGUUGAAUUUUUACCUUAUGAUGAGAGACCUCUUCCGGCUGCCUGUAAACAGUCUGAUGAAGCAAUUCCGUACCUUGAGCCGGAGAGGACUGAAGAGGAGAUCAAUGAUACUCCAAGCGGUGGCAUUACUGGGGAACCAGAGCCGUUGACUGAGAAGGCACUGAGGGAGGCCAGCCCUGCUAUUGAAGUUUUUGGAGAAGCUUUGGUUUCAGGAGCAUAUUCCAAAACGUGGUCGUAUCGUGAAGAUGCGUUACUGGCUGUAUAUAAGAAGCUGAUGGAGACAUCAGUAAACACUCCGAAGGACGAUUUAAAGAACAUGCUGAGGGCUGCCAUUUUUCUUGUAAGAAGAGCCAUCAAAGACAUAGUGUCUUCA